This is a messenger RNA of Symbiodinium sp. CCMP2592, 969 nucleotides long. The record is from the annotation of a GenBank genome assembly. NCBI's taxonomy places the organism in Eukaryota, Dinophyceae, Suessiales, Symbiodiniaceae.
AUGGAACUGUACAUCGACACCGCGAAUCUCGAUGAAAUCAAGGAAGCACACGAUCUUGGCGUGCUUGAUGGAGUGACCACGAAUCCAUCAUUGAUCGCGAAAGAGGGCAUCGAUUACGGCAAGCGUCUUGAAGAGAUCUGCGGCGUGGUUUCUGGUCCGGUCUCGGCGGAAGUGAUCGCGCUUGAGUACAAGGAAAUGGUGACCGAGGGCAAGAUGCGAGCGGGGAUCGCGGACAACAUCGUGGUUAAGCUGCCUGUUACCGUUGACGGGCUCAAGGCGUGCAAGGCGCUGAGCGAUGAGGGCAUCCGGACCAACAUGACGCUGUGCUUCCAACCGAUGCAGGCGAUGAUGGUUGCCAAGGCGGGGGCGUACCUGAUCUCGCCGUUUAUUGGUCGUCUGGAUGACAUCUCGCAGGACGGGACGGAACUGAUCUCGCAGAUCCGCACAAUCUACGACAACUAUGGAUUUGAUACCAAGAUUCUCGCGGCUUCGAUCCGUCAUCCCAAGCACAUGCUCGAGUGUGCGCUAAUUGGUGCUGAUGUGGCGACGGUGCCGCUGAAGGUGAUCAAGCAGUUGAUGCAUCACCCGCUCACGGACAACGGCUUGAAGCAGUUCCUUGAGGACUACAACAAGGAACUCGAUCUCCACUGGAACGUUGCGUGGGAGCGAUGCCACGCCCACGGCGGCGCGUGCGUGUUGUCCGAUGUCUUGUCCGAAGAUCUCGACAAGGAGGUCGGAGCAGCCGUUGGCGAUCUGGGGCUGGGCGCCGAAGUCUGGUGCAGCGGCGACGAAGACUCCGACUUUGACGACCUUGGUGACUUUGUCGAGAUUCCCGAUCGCGUCAUUCAGGGCGGCGAGUGCGUUGAGUGUGCACUGACGAGCGCAGGCGACGGCCGUUGCUUCUUCGACGUCGGUGGGGACGAUUCCUGUCGCGAUGAGUUUGCCUUCGCUGAUGGGGAUCUGUCCUGA